AUGCACAAUGCAGGCUACGAAGCGGGGUACAAUGGGGCUGUGCUGAUCUACGCCAUCACUGGCGACCCUGGCUGCCUGCGCAGGACUCCAUCUUGGCGAUGUGAAGAAAAAGCUCUGCGGCAGGAUGAAGAUAAUGUGAUCAUCAACAUGACGGACCAAGCACCAACACCAGCGCCAGCAACGUCGCCUGACCCUGCACCUUCUGACCCUGUCGGCACAGGCAUAGGCAACGCCUCAUCAAUUUUUGACUUGGUUAGCAAAGUGAUUGACAAAGCCACUGGAGCCUGGGAGCAAGGCUCGGCAAGCCGCGAGACACGACGAGUGGCCGACAGUGUGCUGCAAGAGCUCAAAGAUGGCCUCGGUGAGUGGGAGGCUGAGGCCAAAGCCGAAAAGCAUCGCUGGCGACAGCCUUUCUUGGGAAAGGACGCAUACGAAAAGCAUUUUGUGAAGAACGAUGGCGUCUUGGAGCCUUCCGGGAAGACCACGGCAUCAUUUGGCUGGGCACAACUGCUGUUCGCUCUCAACAUUCGGCCAAAGGCAGGUAUCAUCUCGUGGAGAACCUUGCCUCGAGAAGUUAGACCCGAAAAGACGGGAACGGUGUCUCUGGGUGUAGACGGUGCGAUCCUGUGCCAUAUCAUCAACUUUUAUCAGCUGUACAGGUCAGGAUCGCGGAAUUCAGAUACCUUUCGGUUUCCUUUCGGUGAUCUGACCGUGGAGAACGAUGCGAAGCACAUCUACGCGUUCACCGAUCGAAGUGACACAGACUUCUCUUCCAAAAAGCUGCCUUUCCAAUACAGCAUGCAGGAUCUUGGGGGGCUACGAGAGGAUCAUGUCCGGGUUGAUACAGGGUUUCUCGACGUUCAAUAUCAGUACGCGAUCAACAUCGGGAUAUCAGAACUCAAGGCUGAAUUGGUCAAAUCGAAGCCAGGGGAGAAGCCGAAGCCCCUCCAGGAGCGAGGAGACUCACUUGUCCAGGCUAUGCGAUUCAUUGCCAAAUUUGACUGGAAGAAGCCCUAUAUCAUGUCGCCAGAGUGGGCUGAAGACGCAAGUCGAAUCAAACGGCGGAUGACAAGCGGAAAGGAAGAGGUUCUCAUCCGUCAUGUGGCUGACUGCCUGUCCAAGAAACCCGACCUUGUGGAGAAACUGAAGGCUCCCCUGGGAAAGCCGGAACUAUGGCAAGAGGAGGUAAAGUCGAGCGUCAGGGCACUCUGUAUGUCUCAGAGCGAGUCAUUUAAAUUUGUGUGGAAAGAUCCCAGAACAUUUGCAUCAGCAAAUAAUCCCGCUUUUGACCUCACUCUGAAGGAGCAAUUACCAUGGAUCCUCCAGGACUUGGGAAUUUGGACGACUCCUUCUUUAGACCAAGUCUCACCAGAAACUCUCCUGGCAGUUUUGGAGAUGCCACAUGAAAUUAUUAAUGCACCUGUGAUUGUUCUUCGCGGGAUCCCAAAGGACUGGGAUUUUGUAGCAGAGAUAAGUGGCUAG
This is a messenger RNA of Hyaloscypha bicolor E, 1482 nucleotides long. RefSeq lists its product as uncharacterized. The transcript has 2 exons. NCBI's taxonomy places the organism in Eukaryota, Fungi, Ascomycota, Leotiomycetes, Helotiales, Hyaloscyphaceae. The record is from RefSeq and is a predicted model, not a curated record. Bases 1 to 1482 code for a protein of 493 amino acids.